Molecule: messenger RNA, 840 nt
Organism: Helobdella robusta
Lineage: Eukaryota; Metazoa; Annelida; Clitellata; Rhynchobdellida; Glossiphoniidae
Exons: 8
Coding region: 1-840 (279 amino acids)
Source: RefSeq, a predicted model, not a curated record
AUGUCAACCCUUUUGAAAGGUUUUAGAGACGAAUAUGCCCUGCCAUCUGCCGGCCCAUUCCUGUUUGCGAGGAGUAUAAUCUGUGGCACAUUCAAUCUCUGCUUCAAGAGCAAGCCAGGAUCGACGGAGAGGAUGAAGGACAAGGAGGCUGGACCAUCUGAUAAGCUCUUCCAUCUGCUGAAGAGUGACGAGCAUUAUAAUGCAGCACUAAAUCUAAUGAUGCACUGCACACAGAUCAAAGGCGAUAAACGAGGAGAUAGAGGGCAUGCUGAAGAAUGUUCUGUCAGACAUCGACAUCGUGUCCUUCCUGAACGAUGCCAGAUCAUAUGCCAGCACAUUGCCGACCUUGCUUCAAAAAUUUUACAAUGUUUAGCAUUCUCUGAGACAUGCGAGUUGCACAAGUUGUUCGGUUUUAUUCAGAUUGUCGGAGUCGGUCGGAGUCGAAGUAUUUUAAGGGGCCGGAUUCGAAUUCUUGUAUCCGACUCUGUAAAUGUGUACAUGAUCCUCAAAAACUUCCACCCCACGUUAGCUUGGGGAGAGCAUCACAGAGCUGAAAUAUGCAACAACACACUUCCAUUCUUCUACAACCAAGUUGUAGAAUUGUCAAAAGAAAUCUAUCAGAACAUAGAUUAUGAAGAUGUGAAGAUUGAGCUCAAGAAAUGCCCGAAUGUGUUCAAUGAUGAUUUAGCUUCUAAGAUCAUGAACAUGGUUAUCACUAACAAUCAGUGUUUGCAAACGGGGCGUCGGUGGGCCGUUCGCUUCCACGAAUUUUUUUCAGCGAUGAAGGAGACGAAACGAGCUCUGUUGGAAUAUUUUGACCCAACAUCCAAGCUGAAGUGA